Molecule: messenger RNA, 348 nt
Organism: Anthostomella pinea
Lineage: Eukaryota; Fungi; Ascomycota; Sordariomycetes; Xylariales; Xylariaceae
Source: the annotation of a GenBank genome assembly
AUGGCUCCUCCCAGGUUGAUGGCGACAGACACGCCACGAACCACCGCAAAGCAGCAACAGCAGCACCACCACGCGCUGAGGGGCACGGUACUGGCGCUCGCUGGCGGGCUGCAGGUGCCAGCGAGUGCAAUCAAAGUCAAGGACAUGUUUCCUGGUGAUUUCAGCGACGACGUCAAAGUCACUCUUCAGCAUGUACUGCUCUGCCUCAAGGUCGAAGCAACGAACACUCGCGAUCUUAUGCCAGCACCAGCAUACGAAGCCCUCUCGUACGUAUGGGGCUCAGAGAAGAAUCCCGGCCAAGUCAUCGUCCCUGGAAUAUCCGGAAACACCACCAUCUCAAUCACUUGA